Lytechinus pictus (painted urchin) is the source of this 5699-nucleotide messenger RNA. Its product is annotated as transmembrane protein 45B-like. Bases 147 to 974 code for a protein of 275 amino acids. The transcript has a single exon. The record is from RefSeq and is a predicted model, not a curated record. NCBI's taxonomy places the organism in Eukaryota, Metazoa, Echinodermata, Echinoidea, Temnopleuroida, Toxopneustidae.
GCGAUAAACGAUGAUAAACGAUCGAGGCGCCUUUCCCAUGCAAUAAUGUGCGACCAGUUUAGAUCAUCACUAGAUUCAGGCCACUGUGGAAUAAGCAAGAACUUGAGAAGGAUUCUCUUCUAAAGGUCAAGAAACACAGACAAAAAAUGGGAUCGUUUGGUGGACAUGCAGUCCCUGGUGGAUUCUUUAUCAUUGUUGCUAUCUGGUGGAUCAUACAACUUGCAUACACCACCGCUGUACUGGACAACGGAAGGAAGCGUCCCCGGUCGCGCCUGAUGCAAUGUCUGCACCGAGCUCCAAUUGAAGCAGGCCUAAUCAUUUUCGGCGCCGUUGCCGGCAUCGUCGUCGAGAUGGCCUACUCCGAGCCUAUCCUAGUCCUCAUCGAUAAAAACGGUGAAUGGCAAAACGAUGUCGAGUGGGGUCACUGCUCCAUGUACUUGUAUUUCGGCCUCUACGGAUUCGUCAAAACUAUAGGAGCGACGUGUGUUCCUUCUGUAGCCAGGUAUGAACAAGCUUUCGGCGCUUUGGCGUACUCCGUGGAAGGGUUUCUCUUUUACUACCACACCCACGGCCGCAGUCCUCUGGAUAUCCACCUUCACAGCAUGCUUGUUUUUGCCAUCUUUGUCUGCUUCUUGUCAGCAGCCGGUGAGAUUUGGAACCCUGAUGAUAUCCUGAUCCGGCUGAUCCGGAUUCUGUUCACCCUUGUCCAAGGUACGUGGUUCUGGCACUUGGGAAUCGUUCUGUACAGGCCGCCAUCGGGAGAGGUAUGGGAUGGUGAAGACCACCUCAACAUCAUGUUCACUACGGCCUUUUUCACGUGGCAUAUUCUCAUCGGUAUGUUGGUUCUGUUCGUCAUCUAUUGCAGCACCAAACUGGUGUUGAAGUCCUGUGGGAUCUCGACUGUGCAGUACUCUGAGACGUGUAACGGUCGUGAGGAACUUGAGAUCAAGCUCUUAGGAAACACGUCAGACUGAGGAUAUAGGAAUAAUCAACAUCUUAUGGAUCUUUGAUCAUGAUGAUGAUGAUGAUGACGAUGAUAGUGAUGAUGAUGAUGUGUAACGGUCGUGAGGAACUUGCGGUCAAACUAUUAGGGAACAUAUAUCAGAAAUGUCAGACUGAGGAUAUAUGAAUGGGCCAACGUCAGCCCUGGGCCCGUUUCAUAAAGAGUUGCAACUGUUGUAACUUAAUUUGCCAUUAUGGCAACUACCAUGGCAACAGGGCACAGCAGCCAAUCAAAAUCAAGGUUACCAUGGUAGUUGCCAUAAUGGCAAAGUUACAAUAGUUGCAAAUCUUUAUGAAACGGGACCCAGUAUUGAUAUUAGGUAAAUAAUAAUAAUGAUAAUUCCAAUUACGACAAUGAUAAUGACAAUUAAAUAGUAUUAACAAAGAUAAUAUAAUUAAUGAUUUGCAUUGACAUGCACUUUUUUAUUUUUAUAUCUGAUAACCUCUAUUCUCUGAUUAUUCAUUCUGGAUUUUAAUGAUUAUCAUGAUCACGUUGUAUCCUAUUUAAAAUAAUGUAAUUUGUGUACAAUCCAGGCACCGGCUGUGAGAUACAAUUUAAAGUAUACCAUGAAUGAUGCGAUGAUGGUAAUAAUGAUAGUAAUAAUGUUAAAAAUAAAAUUAUUAAUAGUAAUAAUAACCAUGAUAACAGUAAUUUAGAUUUACAAUGUGCCAAAUACAAUCUAGAACAAUCAGAGAAAUAAGACAAUAAGAGAAAGAAGAAGAAAAAUUAUAUACGUCUGCAAUAAGAAAAUAAGAGACAAGGAUAAGUGAGACAAUUAAGGAAUAGAGUUACGUUAUACAUACAUUCCCGUGUUUAAAAAUCACAGGUUGAGAUAGUAAUUCAUUUCCGGAUUAACAAGGAACAGAACCUUUCAUGCCAGCGUGUUAUUCUGUGAAAAUUCGUCCAUAAAAUUAUUUUUUUUAAGUCAUGAAUUAUGUGCUCUGUAAUCUUUGAUAUUCGUACCAUAAUUCAUGUAACCCAAUAUAUUUACGCAGAUUUACGAGAAAUAUGCAUUGCCUUUCGGUGUUGGAAAGGAAGUUGGAAACCAAUUAAUACAAACCAGAUUUCCUCAAAAUUCCGAGCUGACGAUAAAUUAUUUCUUUUAAAAAAAUGAGAAAAUGAACAAAAAAUCCACCUUGUGGUCGGUCAGGUCAGCUAUUCAGUAGCUACCAACGAGUAUUUGAGCUUUUUCGGACUAUCAACAGUAGCUGUUCAGCCAAGAUGGAAAAGUUGAACCAUGUCGAGCUAAAUAUACAUGUAGAACGGUUGACGAGAACGCGAUUGAACUUUGGUCACUUGCUUUCUCUCUCGAUUUCAAUUUCAAAUAUAUAUAGCCUAUCCCAGGGGGGCAGGAUUUUCCAAACGGGGGGGGGGGGGGGACAGUUUUAUCUUUUACAAGCAAAAAAAGAGAGAGAGAGAGAGACAAAGGCGGAUUCAGGAUUUUCAAAAGGGAGCAUAUGUACAAGGGGUUUUUCUCUCCAGAAAAAAAGGGUUUUCAUUUCGCAUAUGCAUGACAUUUUCCACAAUUUUUUUUGUGGCUCUCAAAAGUUGGGGGGGGGGGGGGCACGGGUAGGAGGUGCCCCUGCCUGGGUCUGCCACUGGCCUAUCCCUUAACACUGCAAACAAACGUAGGUGUAAAUUUAACACCAGCCCGGUAUCUAUAUCGGAAAAUACAGGCAGAGAGGUGUUGAAACAACACCAGUUUAGAAUCAAACCGAUAUUGUUUUAACACUAUUGGUGUUGCUUUAAUGUCUAUCUGGUAUUAAACUAACGCCAAAACUGGUGUUGUUUCAACACUUCCCUGGUGUUUACCGAUAUAGAUACCAGGCUGGUGUUAAAUGAACACCGGCGUUUUUGUAGUGUAAAUUGAUCAAACUUAGACUAAAAUAUUCUGCAAGACUUGCAGAGCGCUACCAAAAAUAGCACACACCAUCUGUAUCCUGUCUCCAAUCAGGCAAGUAUAUACAUCAAUUCUAAAAUAUAGGUCUUGUGCAAUUAUGAAUCUUAAAAGUAUGCGAAACAUUUUCAGUUGCCAUUCAUAAUUUUGUAUGCUCUUGCUUUUAACAAUUAAUUUUGAUGUAUAUUUGCUAAAUGAAGAUCGAGAUUUUUAAUUGGAUCUAGGUUUUGAUAUAUAAUACUGUAAUUACGUUUUUGUUCAUUUGCUUUGUUUUAUUGUACAUGGAUUUUUGUAAAUUGACCCUUUCAGCAUGUGCUGCUGGUCAAUUUUCAUGUGAAUAUAUACCAAUAACUGACCUCUUUAUAAUUCGUAAAUAGAAUUGUAAAUGUGAACUUUGAAAUAGAUUAUUUGCUCACAUUUAUUGUACAAUAGAUGUAUCAACUCGAGGUGGGGCAAAUCCGGAUUUAGAAUAAAUUAUACAUCAAUAGCACUUCUGCUUUUGUUUCGUUUUACUAUUUGAGACAAGACAAUAGUCGCUUUAUUAGCAACAGUGUAGUUUUAAGAAUGGUUAAAUUCAUUUUACAUUAGCAGGCCUAUCCAAAACAUAUGAAUAAUAUAAAACUUUGGGGAUUAUUUUUUACUUCUAAAUUUACUCAAUAGAAAAUAAUAUUCGUAAAUUUAAUAUUUUCCUUCUGAUGAAGUAUAUUUUAAUUAUCGAUAUCAAAGAUUCGCGUUUGAAUUAUAGUCCUACUUACAAAUUACCUGAUAACGUUUCUUUUUUCUUUCAUGUAAAAUGUUUAACGGGUUUUGAUAAUUAUGUUGUGCUUAUCAUUGUGUAAUAUUUCUAUCUUAAAAAAAAAAGUAAAUUGUGAGCAUUAUCAUCAGCCACUACAUGGCUGCAAGAUACAAUUUGAAAAGAAUUAAUGACGACGAUCACACAAUACAUUGAUUAUCGUGUUGAUCACGUGAUGGCAACAUGAUUGCCUUGUCAUGACAUCGUGUGCAAGAAGCAUUCCUUUUGUUUAAUGUCACAUUCACCCCAACAGCAAGUUUAUUUGGAUGAAAUAGAGAGAAAUCGUUCAAUCGUAGCUAUGAAAAUUUCAUCAAUAUCGGAGGUAACAUGAAAAUGGCAUGUUCAAUUAAAUUAAAUUCAAUUUAUUUUCAUUCUUCAACAUUAUACAAAUAAAUACAAGAUAAAUUAUUUCAAUUUAAAUGAAAGCAUGAACAAAAUUUAACAUUGAAUAAAUGAUAUACAUAGUCAAUAAGUGAUCGAAUAUAAAUUAACAUGAAUGUAAAAUUUAAAUCAAUAUAAUCAAUAUAAUUAAAUCAAUAUAAUUAUAUGUUCGCUUAUUGCAAAACGCGUGUACACACUGUUCUAUUUGGAAACAAGGGAGUUAAUGACGUCACACUCUCACAACGUCUUGGACAUUUUACUAUGUAAAUUCAAAUUCAAAAUCAAAUAGGCCUAUUUAACUUUUAAAUAUUUCACGUUUCACUGUACAUUAUUGGAUGAAAUGGAAACGUUUGGCUUUUCAAAUGUUAGAAUACAAACUAUAGCAUCAUCGAUUUAUUCAUUCGCUUACCGCCAGUGAUGUGUGUAUUAUUAUUUCGUGAAAAAAAAGAAACAUUUGAAAUAAUUUCUUAUUUACAGCCAAUUUUGAUGAAAUUUCCAUUGUGCUAUUUUUGCGUGUCAGUCUCAUUUUUGCCGAUAGAUUGACUUCAACUUUUAAAGGCAACAACAAAAAAAUAAUUUAUAUCAAACGAAGGUUUAAUAAUAAAAAGAACACUUAUUGCCUUAUUCAAUAUUGGCCAACAAGGGGAAUUACUAAUGAUAAACGAGAAGGGUGACAAAUAGAAUUCUAAAUUGAAAAUGUAUACGUAUACGUAUUCUCACACAUGUUUAUUCAAGUUUCAGAGUACAAACGUACAACAGAGGGAAUGUUUAAAACUAUUAAAAUGAUUAACAGAGGUUUUUAUAUUCUUUCUUUAGAUGGUUUAUAGAAUAACGCGCAUCGGAACUGAGUACAUUUAUAAAAUAUGGUAUUCUUAAAAAAAAAUAGUGUAGGAGAAUGCUAUUAUACAGAAUUAGUGUUUAAGGAGGUAAUAAGCAUUUUAGAACGCAUGAAUGUAAAUUUAGUAUUAAUAAUUUUAUUGAUGACAUAAACAUUUUUAGACAAUAUAACUUUUUGUCCUAAACAAAUAUUGAGAAAUCAUAUUAAAUCUGCAGAAUUUGUUAGAAUGCUCCAUGCAGGGAGUGGAGAAUGUACAUAACAUUGUGUGCUAACAAGCAAGAAUCUGAAGACUGUGGAAAUAAUAUUGUAUAAUGCUUAGAGAUGCUCCGAUGUACACUCUGUAAACAAAUCAGUCGAAAUUACCAAUUAGUCGGGUCAGCUGGAUGCAACUGUUAUUAUAGUCAUAUUUGACUAUUUUCUAUAUAGUCGUAUUUUACUAGAACAGAGUUACUUCCGACUAGAAUAUGCGACAGAAAUGUGACUAGACAUAUCAGUUGCACCCAGCUGACUACUAGUCAAUUUGACUGAUUUGUAUUACAUGUUUUAAGAGUGUAUGAAACACGAGAUCAAAGGAGAUAUUAUUCAUUACUUAUUGUUAUAAUUCUAAUUACCAUCAAUAAUUAAUUUUAAACUGUUGAUUAUCUUUUUUAUGACGUUUGAAAUUUAAACUGUAAUAUACUGUAUAUAGAUCUGAUAUAGAGUAGUAUUUUUUGGAAAUCAAAUUGUUUUAUGAAUUGCCUUUGACUAAAAUUAUUGAAAUAAUUGUAAUAAACCUUAUUGUCUUUCA